Molecule: messenger RNA, 1703 nt
Organism: Dunckerocampus dactyliophorus (ringed pipefish)
Lineage: Eukaryota; Metazoa; Chordata; Actinopteri; Syngnathiformes; Syngnathidae
Gene: kcne4
Product: potassium voltage-gated channel, Isk-related family, member 4
Exons: 2
Coding region: 76-615 (179 amino acids)
Biological process (GO): negative regulation of delayed rectifier potassium channel activity; regulation of ventricular cardiac muscle cell membrane repolarization; regulation of heart rate by cardiac conduction
Cellular component (GO): membrane
Molecular function (GO): delayed rectifier potassium channel activity; voltage-gated potassium channel activity involved in ventricular cardiac muscle cell action potential repolarization; potassium channel regulator activity
Source: RefSeq, a predicted model, not a curated record
AGCUGCAUGAGAAGUUUCAUGCUGGUCAGUCAAGGCUCGUGAGAUUUGUCUGCUCAGUGUGGCUGCUCUGACAAUAUGGAGCAUCUGGACAACUCCACCCAGACCUCCACGCGCCUCCACCUGAGCGCACAGGUGGCACAAAGCGGCGGAGGGAAGGCGUACCUGUAUGUCUUAAUCGUCAUCUCCUUCUACGGAGUCUUCCUCUGUGGCAUCAUGCUGGGCUACUUCCACUCCAAGAGGAAGGAGAGGAGGAGGACCAACAUCUUCACGCGCCUCGUGCACGAGGAGGAGCAGCGAGAAUGGGGCGCGCUCCCUAAGAAACACAGUCUGACCUGCCCUGCAGUCGACGAUGUCACGGGAACACGGCCGGUGAGGUUGACCUUGCCGUUCUACGGUAACCAUGGAAACCAUCUCGGACAGCUCCGUCACGAGGGCGCGCUGCCCUCACCGUUGGCGUGCGCUCUGUGCACGGAGCAAAGCAGCGUCAGCUCCCUGUGCUCAUCGGCGGACACGCGCUUGGCCAUCGAGGAGGAGGAGUCGGACAGCGGCACCGGGGAGGGUCCGGAGGAGAAUGUGAAGGGGGCAUCGGAGAACAGUGGGGAAGACUCGGGAUGAAAAACAGAAGGAAGCAACAAGUGAAAGGAUGCAGUGGCCAUUUUGAUAUUUUUCUUGUGUAAAAAAAGGACAUAAUUAAAGACACUCUCUUUGCCUUAUGGGUGACUAAGCACAUUAUUAAAAAUAAUAGUCAUCUUUUUAAACUUUUCAAAAAAGCCACCGUUUCUACAUUGUGCCAAUAAAAACAAAUCGCCCCUGGGCCGCACUUUGGACACCCCUGGAAUAACUGAUGCCUGGUGGGAUAUACAGUGUGUGCAUAUACGUAAUAUGGACACCAAACAUAGACACACCAAAACAAUAAAAAGAUAAAUAAUACAUUUGUCAUUUGUAAAAACAAAUAAAACAAAAUCAAAUCAUUUCAAAAAUAAAAAAAUUAAAAUAUAUGAAUAUAAAUAAAACAAAUUAAAUAUUAAUAUUCAUUUGAAUAAUAUUAGUGCAAUAUGUGCAUGUGUCCAGACUUUACUGUAUUCAUUUAUCGUCAUUGCUUGGUAUAAUUGGGAUUUAUAAGAUUAUUUUGAAAAGAAGCUGUCCCAUUUGAGACAAGUGGGGCAGUGCCCCAGUACAUGCAGCAUUAGGCCCUGUGGUGAAAUUAUCAUUAAUAUUCAUUUUCAUCUCACAAAUAAUGUUUCAAUUGUGUCACACACGUGUUUAAAUAGACUUCACAGCCACGUUUCUGGACUCGUGAACAGGAGAAGCGACGCAAAACGUUCUAUUUGUGAAGUGACAAACCACGUGGUUUUCCUGGAAUGCUAUUAGGUGAUUAGUGACGCCAUUUUUUCACAUCAAAACACAACAGAAAUGAAAGCCUAUUGAUUUACCACGUAACCCUGCACUUUCCUCCCUACUGUGACAACCCCCCUGCUUCGGGCUGAUGACUCAUCCUGCAGGGCCGAGGAAAGGAUGUUGAACUGAAACUGUUGAGACGACAGUGCUGAGAUGCACCUGGGCAACACUUGAAUGAUGAUCAAUAGGCCAGUCUGUCGGCUGCUCGAGCUUCCUGAUCUGCAAUCUGCUCAUCGGUGAUGUAUUUUGGCUGAUGAUCACGUGGUUAUACAGCUGAACCCUGUGCAUUGUUAUAUUUACCCACG